This is a messenger RNA of Hyaloperonospora brassicae, 2208 nucleotides long. The record is from the annotation of a GenBank genome assembly. NCBI's taxonomy places the organism in Eukaryota, Oomycota, Peronosporomycetes, Peronosporales, Peronosporaceae.
AUGGUGUGCUACGACCCCGACGUCGACCGGCGACCGCGCGCGACGUACCGGUCGCCGUCGGUCUUGACGAAACCACCGCCACCAGCGUCACCUGACCUGGAAAAGCCGCACGCCGCACGCUCAAAGAGGCGGCCGAAGGCGUCGCGCGAGAUCGUCCCGGGGCCGACCACGGCCUCGUCCCUCUCCUCGUCCUUCUGCCUCGAGACGUCGUUCCACAUGGACCGCGAGUCGCACGCGCUGUCGUCGUCGUCGUCGCUCUUGCGCGACCUCGCGGCCAAUCUCAUCGGCCGCAACGCGCCCUUUGCGUCGCCCUUUGGCCGCAAAGCGCAGGUCUAUGCCGACUACACGGCCAGCGGCAAGUCCCUCGCGUGCAUUGAGCGCUUCCUCCGUCGCCACGUCAUGCCGACGUACGGCAACACGCACACGACGACGUCCGUCACGGGGCUCCAGACCACGUCGUUCCGCGACGAGGCGCGGCAGAUCAUCGCGCACGCCGUGAACGCCCACGACGCGACGGACGUCGUGCUCUUUGCCGGCCAGGGCUGCACGAGUGCGAUCCAUAAGCUCGUGACGGCCUUAGGCGUCCACGACGGCCGCCGCCGGCGCCGCGCGGCCAAACGGCCCGUGGUCUUCACCUGUCCCUUUGCCCACCACUCGAACCUCUUGCCCUGGCGCGAGAGCCCGUGCGCCGACGAGGUGCCGAUCCCCGAAGCCGCGCACGGCGGCGGCUUGGACCUCGUCGAGCUCGAGCGGCAGCUGCAACGGCACCAGCACCGGCCGCUGAAGAUCGGGUCGUUCGCCGCGGCGUCGAACCUCACGGGCCUCUUGCUCGACGUCGACCGCGUGUCAAAGCUCCUGCACAAGUACAAUGCGCUCGCGUGUUGGGACUACGCCACGUGCGCGCCGUACGUGCCCAUGGACAUGAACCCCAAGCACGACCCCGCGGCCUACAAGGACGCGAUCUUCUUCUCGGGCCACAAGUUCGUCGGCGGCCCGGGCUCGCCCGGCGUCCUCGUGGUCAAGAAAGCGGUCGUGUCGCGAGCCGCUGUGCCGACGAUGCCGGGCGGCGGGACGGUCCUCUUCGUCUCGGAGAAGGCCCAUCGGUACUUGAAAGACCCGGUCGAGCGCGAAGAGGGCGGGACGCCCGACAUCCUCGGCGCCAUCCGCUUGGGCCUCGCGUUUCAGCUCAAGCAGCGCGUGGGGCCGCGGCGGAUUCUGGCGCUCGAGCGGCGCCACGUGCGGCGCGUGCGCGCGUCGCUCGGCCGGAACGCGCACAUUGUGCUGCUCGGGCGCCAGACGGACGACGUCGACCAGCUCCCGAUCUUCUCCAUGCUCUUCCGCUUCCACGACCGCUUCUUGCACCACAACUUUGUCUGCGCGCUGCUGAACGACCUCUUUGGCGUGCAGGCGCGCGGCGGGUGCCAGUGCGCCGGUCCGUUCGGCGCGCGGCUGCUCGGGCUCCGUCGGCACCACAUUCUCGACAUCGGCCGCGCUGUCCUGGACAAGCACGAGAUUCUGAAGCCCGGCGUCGCGCGCCUGAGCUUCCCGUACUUUGCCGACGCGGCCGAAGUCGACUACGUGCUGGCCGCCGUGCACUUUGUGGCCGACCACGGGUGGAAGUUCCUCCCGCAGUACCGCUUCAGCUGUCGCACGGGCGGGUGGCGCCACGCGUCGAGGGCCGACGUGGCGCUGCCCGACAAGAAGCACUUGUCGGAGAUGCAGAUCGAAGACGCAACGACUGCUGCGACUGCGUCUGGUGGGGCAAAUCCCAUUGCGGACGUGGCGGCGCACCGGCGACUGAACCUCGAGCAGGCGGCCAAGUGGGGCGACCUCUCGAUCGAAGAGGCGGCCAAGUCGGUCUUUAGGGAACCGGGCGAGCGCGUGGCCGACUGCUACGAAGGACUGCGGUGGUUUGCCUACCCGAGCGAAGCGGUCGCGUCGUUUCAAGAUCGAGGGGCAAAGCCGCGCCUGACGAGCGAAAUCAGCGGUCCCUGUCAACCACAGCGCUACUUUGAGGCAGCGAUUCACCACGAGUGGGACGGCGUGCCGACGCUCGCGUACAUGAAGCGCCACCGCGUUCGGAUGACAGCGCAGAUGCUGUUGGCUCGGUACUGUAUCCCAGGCCAGGGAUCGCCGUACUUGAUCGACAUGACGUCGGUCACGGACUCGGACGGCGACAGUGACAGUGACGACGGGGGAGGGCAGUAG